AUGAAGUUGAACUGGUUACUCGGGAUUCUUCCCAUUGUAGCCGCCAAUUUUGAUGAUUGGAGCAAAGCCGACCUUACGCAAUUCCUUGAGGAUCGUAAUGUCACCGUGCAAAAGGGCGACGACCUUGUGCAACUUGCCGAAGAAGAAUUGAACAAGCUUCGUCAACUGCACCGGGUGGAGGUUGACGUUAACGACGAAAACCAACAACAUGUGCUUGACUUGGCUACCGACCCUCAUGUCGAUUUGAACGAUUUGCCUUACCAAAACUGGCAAUUCCUUGUCUACGAAAAGGGCGACGGAUCAGUGGCUGACUGGUUGUUUGACACAUGGUCAAAUGCUGAGCUUAAGCGGUUUUUGAAGGAAAACCAUGUCAAAACCAACGCGUCCAACAAGAAGGAUUUGAUCAAAGCCAUUCAAGACAACUGGAGCAAAAUUGUGGCCAAGCACCAAAGCAGUGGCAAAUACCCCGGUAGAUGGAUUUACAAGGGGUGGCUGAUCGGUGACUUGCGUCGUUGGUUGGACAAUUUUGAAGUUGAAUACUCCAAGGAUGACAAUAAGGACGCGUUGAUUGACAAGAUCAACUCCAUCAGUUACUAUGCUGCUAAGGAAGUGGAUGACUCCAAGCAGCUGUUGUUCGACUCAAUUGGUCUUGCUGACGCCGAUAUUUUCGACUCAUCUGGCAACAUUAAGGCCACUUUCUGGGACUCGUGGUCGGUAGACCAAUUGCGUGACUGGUUGUGGUACCAUGGCUACCUCGGCUCCUCUGGCUACGACGACACCACCAACUUGAACAAGCUCAAGAAGCAAGCGGCUCAAUACGGUGAUGAAAUGAAACUGGACAUCGAACUGUGGGUCAACUCUACCAAGGACAAGGUUGACCCAUACCUCCAAAAGGGUAAGGAAACUGUAACUGACGCUAUCAACGACACUUUCCUUGUUGGUGUCGACAAGUGGUCGAAGAAGCGCUUGCGUCAAUUCUUGUCUCUGCGUGGAGUCAAGACGUCUCCUUUCGCUUCCAAGGCACAACUCUUGGAUGCGGUGAAGAAGAACCGCAACUUGCCUUUGACGGAAAAGGCCAAGAACAACUUUGAAUGGUUGGUUGGCUCUGUCGACACCCCUUUCCUCGGUAACUGGGUAAAGCAAAAGACUGGCGCCUCCGGUAACAGCCGCCCUGACAUCUUGCAAAAACUCUCUGACUACUUACUGGGCGGGAACUCUCAAAAGGAAUCGUUCAAGGAACAAAUUAAGUAUUACAGACCCGACUACGAACUGUUCCACCACAAGAUCGAGUACCACGUUGAACACGAAAAGGAUGUGGUUGAGCUGGAUGUGAAGCGUGCUUAUGAAGCUGCCGUUAGAUACUACGACGAAACUGUUAAGGAUAUUGAAUCUAAGAUCGACGAAGCCGAAGAUGACAUUGAUGAGGUUCUCCAAGACAUCCAAGACCUGGCGGUUCACUACUCCUACAAGGUGUACGAUUCGUUGGCCCUGGGCGCCAAGGAGGUUGGUGAUACUAUCAACGACAUCCACCAGGCAGUUAAGGACUUUGGUACCCAAUUAUCGGACUACUUGAUUGAACUCAGAGAAGACGCUAAGGAGAAGUGGUACGACGCCAAGUACGACGGUGAACACAACAUCAAACUUGCGGACUCUAAGGCUCGCCAACACGCUAAGGAUGUAAAGAACAAUGCUCAAGAUGCCUGGGAUGAAACUAAGGUUAAAGCCCAACACCACGCCCACCAGGCCGACCUGUACUUGACUCAAUUGUAUAACUGGCUUUUGGGCAGAGUGUACCAAUUCCUUGGCUUGGCUCACCACGACUUGUACCGUGUGGAAAGAGACAGAAAGUACUGGUCGCUGAUUGCUAAGAAGUCGGGUUCCUCGUUUGCCCUGGUGGCUUCGAAGCUGGGCGAAUGGUACGCUGACGCUUACUUCUCGGCUCUUUCCAAGUCGGGUCAUCUGGCUGCUAAUGAAGCGAUGAAGACUGGUAACAAGUACUACAAGGAUGCCAAGAAGAGCGGAGAACUGUUCGCUCUGUUGGCUUCGAAGUCAGGUGCUUGGUAUGCCGAUGCUUUCUACCUGGUGGCUUCCGAAUCGGGUGAGCUGGCUGCUUCUCAAGCUUUGCAAACUGGUCAAAAGAUUUACGAGCAAGCCAAGAAGUCGGGCGAAGAAGUUUUGAGCCGCUUGUCUGACGACGCCGAAUACUGGAAGUCUGUAGCGUCAAAGUCGGGUCACUCGUUCGCUUCGUUGGCCUCGCAAGAAGGGGAACAGUUUGCUCUGUUGGCCUCGAAAUCGGGUGAAUGGUACGCCAGAGCCUUCUACUCGGCUGCUAGCGAAUCGGGUGAAUCGUUCGCUUCGGAAGCCAUGAAGACCGGUCACAGCAUUUACGAGGAUGCUAAACUGAAGGCCGAUAAGGCUUUGAGCCACGUCUCUGCCAAGAAUGAGGAAGCCAAGAGUAAGUUGAGCAAGGACGCUGAUUACUGGGCUCUGGUGGCUUCUAAGUCAGGCAAGUCGUACGCCCUGGUUGCCUCGAAGCUGGGUGAAUGGUACGCUUCUGCCUUCUUCUCGGUUGCCUCGAGGGAUGGUGAAGCUGCUGCUUCGGAAGCCUUGAAGGCUGGUAACAAGAUCUACGAAGAUGCCAAGGCUGCCGCUGAAACCGCCGCCGAUGACAUCGGCUCGAUUAUCCUGGAUGCUGGUGAGAAGGGGUACCAAUAUCUCCAAUCCAGCUGGGAAUCGCUCACCGACUCCCUCGAAAACGCUGAUCUCAUUACCUACUUGCAAUCGUUCGGUUACAACUACCUGUUCUUGAAGAAGUUGGACCGUCGCCACCUCAAGAGAUUGGCGAAAUACCAACUGGACGUCUUCUACGGCCAAACGAAAGACAGCUGGGAUCUUCUGAUCAGAAAGGCGAUCUCUGGUGCCGAAGACCUGUUGAUGAAGAAGUUGGGGAUCAAGCACGAAACGUGGUGGGACCUGGUGAAGUUGUGGUAA
Molecule: messenger RNA, 2991 nt
Organism: Diutina rugosa
Lineage: Eukaryota; Fungi; Ascomycota; Pichiomycetes; Serinales; Debaryomycetaceae
Exons: 1
Coding region: 1-2991 (996 amino acids)
Source: RefSeq, a predicted model, not a curated record